GGAAGCGCUUGUCAUUAGACCACCUGAAUUCGACGUGAUGGGUUUUAAAGUUAUUCGUUGAAUAAGUACUGGUCGUAUAGUGUGUCUUUGGAAGUAUACACGUUUAAAAUGGUUUACAAGCGCUUUUGAGGCAGCUUUAAUAUUUAGCCUAGCAUGUGUGAGUCAGUGGGGUACUGCAAAGUGGUAUAAAAAGUAGGUUUCAUUGUAGUUAAUUAAAGUUUUAUUUGUUUUACGAGUAGGAUUUUGCUUCCGCAUUCCCGACAUGGAGUCAUUUGGAUGCAUUAGUAGCAUUCUUGGAUGCUCUGCUUGCAUUGCAGUAGGUGGACUUGUGCUUGCUGCCUACAAACUCGGUGUAAUUUACCAGCUGUUUCACAAGACGGAGACAAAGAGCCCCAGGCAUGGAGGAGAAAGUGUGGCAGAGGUCCUUCGGGCACAUGGAGUCAAGUUUCUUUUCACCCUUGUGGGUGGACACAUCUCACCCAUCCUCGUGGCUUGUGAGAAGGUCGGCAUCCGGAUUGUGGACACCAGACAUGAGGCCACUGCUGUCUUUGCUGCUGAUGCCGUGGCGAGGCUCUCGGGUACUGUAGGUGUAGCAGCAGUAACCGCUGGUCCAGGUCUGACAAACACAGUGACGGCUGUGAAGAAUGCUCAGAUGGCAGAAUCUCCUCUGCUACUUUUAGGAGGAGCUGCUGGUACACUACUCCAGGGCAGAGGAGCUCUACAGGAUAUUGACCAGAUGUCUCUCUUUAAGCCACUGUGUAAGUUCUGUGCCUCCAUCCGGACUGUCCGGGAGAUCGUACCGACGCUUAGGAAGGCUCUUGCGAUUGCUCAGUCGGGAACACCGGGUCCUGUUUUCAUAGAGUUCCCUAUCGACACGCUGUACCCGUACCACCUGGUGGCUAAAGAAUUUGCUGUGAAGAACCCGCCUAAAGGCCUCAUGGGAAAAGUAGUUUCAUGGUACCUCAACAACCAUCUCAUGAACCUUUUCGCCGGAGCCUGGGAGACCAGAGAUGUCUCUCCACUUCCUGUCCACAUCCCUCAAGCCACAGACGGUCAGGUACAAAGGUGUGUAGAGCUGGUGAGUCGAGCUAAGAACCCAGUGAUUCUUCUGGGGAGUCAAGCCACACUCCCGCCAACACCAGUGGAGGACAUCAGAAAGGCUUUGGAGGAUCUGGGUAUCCCCUGCUUCCUAGGGGGCAUGUCUCGUGGCUUGCUGGGUAAAGACAGCCCCAUCCACAUUAGACAGAACAGACGAGACGCUCUAAAGGAGGCCGACUUGGUUCUCUUAGCAGGCACCGUGUGUGACUUCCGCCUGAGCUACGGCAGAGUUCUCAGCAGACGCAGCAAGAUCAUCGCAGUCAACAGAGACAAGUCACAGCUGCUGAAAAACUCUGAUAUGUUCUGGAGACCCACUGUAGCAAUUCAGGGUGAUGCCGGAUCCUUUUUAGUGCGGCUUUCAAAGGGACUGAAGGGCCACCGUUGUCCAGAGGAAUGGCCCCAAACCCUUAAAGCUGGAGAUCUGACCAAAGAAAAUGCUAACAGGGCUAAAGCUGAUGAGAAGACCGAGCAGCACUUAAAUCCCUUGAAGGUGCUGCACCGUGUGGAUGAGUUGAUGGCUGAGGACAGCAUCAUCGUUGCAGACGGAGGAGAUUUUGUAGGCAGUGCUGCUUACAUAAUGAGACCAAGAGGACCUUUGCGUUGGCUUGAUCCAGGAGCCUUUGGGACUCUGGGAGUUGGAGGAGGUUUUGCUUUGGGUGCAAAACUGUGCCGUCCUGAAUCUGAGGUCUGGAUUGUUUAUGGCGACGGCUCCUUGGCAUAUAGUGUUGCAGAGUUCGACACUUUUACUCGGCACAAGACACCGGUGAUAGCUGUGGUGGGAAAUGAUGCAUGUUGGAGUCAGAUAUCCAGGGAGCAGGUUCCCAUCCUGGGUAGUAACGUGGGGUGUGGCCUCUCGUUUACAGAUUAUCACAUAGUGGCUGACGGUUACGGUGGUAAGGGCUACCUUGUAGGACGGGAACACGGAGAUCAGCUAAGUGACAUCAUUCGAAAAGCUCAGAAGGUGACAAAGGAGGGAAAGGCUGCGCUACUAAAUGUUCUGAUUGGGAAGACCAACUUCAGAGAGGGCUCCAUCUCCGUAUAGAGCUGCUGUGUAUUUGAAGUAGAAUGCAUCAUUUUCUUUUGAUUUAGUCUCUUUUACAGAUUAGUUCUACGAAGGACUUCAUUCGGAUCGGUCUCCUGCUAAUUGUUUGAGACAUUAAAGCCUUAUUUAGCUUUGAGUUAACAAUUUUCAAUUUUCAUCAGGCUACAAAACCUAAAAUAAAAUCCAAACCACCCUCAUGCAACUGUCGCUAAUAUCACACCACUUCAGACUCAUCUGUUUUUGUGCAUCCUGCUACUUUCAGGUGCUUGUCGUAACUCUGCAAAAGAAUAAAUGCUGCGUUAAAAAGGGAAAAGUUGACUUUUAGGACAUGCUUAUAGUGCUGAGGAAGUUUCCUUCCUAUUGCAAGCUUUGCAAAGAAACCUGAGAUCACUCAUGAAGUAGAGAUAACGUUAGGCUUUUCCACUCUUGACAUGAACACGGGGCCUUCUACAGUACAUGGAUUCAGGAAAUCUUGGCUUUUGUCUCAGUUGAUGAUUUGAUAUAAUUAGUUCAACUGGAACUAUUUAUUUGGAUAUUUGCCUUUUUUAAGUGUGAUUGCCUCUUUAAAUACACUAUGUACAGAUGAGAAGGGGUUCUGGUGAAUUAUUGAGAAUGUAAAGUGAUGAUUAAUGCUGAUUAGUUCAUAGUAAGGUGGUAUUCAUAACUGUAUGAAGGGCGCUAUGAAAGAUAAAUGCUGCAGUUUAAUCAGAAGUUGGUUUUUAAAAGCAUGAGAAGAGAAAGGGUUUGUUUGGUACUUUUGGGAAAUGUCACACUUGAGGUUAUAAAUGUUGAUGACCAAAAUGUUUAUUCUCAAAUAAAUUGGAAAAAAGAA
Nothobranchius furzeri (turquoise killifish) is the source of this 2972-nucleotide messenger RNA. It is a transcript of the gene ilvbl, whose product is annotated as ilvB (bacterial acetolactate synthase)-like. NCBI's taxonomy places the organism in Eukaryota, Metazoa, Chordata, Actinopteri, Cyprinodontiformes, Nothobranchiidae. The record is from RefSeq and is a predicted model, not a curated record. Gene Ontology annotation, biological process: L-valine biosynthetic process. Gene Ontology annotation, molecular function: acetolactate synthase activity; thiamine pyrophosphate binding; flavin adenine dinucleotide binding. Gene Ontology annotation, cellular component: acetolactate synthase complex.